Messenger RNA from Tupaia belangeri chinensis (Chinese tree shrew), 1013 nucleotides. Its product is annotated as T-cell-interacting, activating receptor on myeloid cells protein 1-like. Gene Ontology annotation, cellular component: plasma membrane. The record is from RefSeq and is a predicted model, not a curated record. The coding region runs from base 190 to 942 and encodes 250 amino acids. Gene Ontology annotation, biological process: immune response-regulating signaling pathway. The transcript has 5 exons. NCBI's taxonomy places the organism in Eukaryota, Metazoa, Chordata, Mammalia, Scandentia, Tupaiidae.
CCCACAAGAGAAGUACCGGGGCUGUUAAUUUCACACGACAUGGUUCUCUGCACGAAAAUGGACGUGCCACCAACCGUGGGUCACGUGAGAGGAAGGAAGGGGAGGCCGUGAUCAGAGAUACCACCGCGCACCGAGCCGCCCUCCCUCCAUGAUCGCAAAGCUGAUCCUCAGUCCAGGCUAAGAGCAGGCAUGUCCCCCGAGCUCCUCCCGCUCCUCUGCCUCGGGCUGUGUGCUGGCCAGAGCGACAGGACAGUGCAUGAGCCUCCCAGCCCCUUCUUCAGUGCCUUGCCCAGAUUUCUGGUUCCUGCCGUGAGUAACGUGACGCUGAGGUGCUGGACUCAUAUCAGGAACGUGGAGUUCACUUUCACCAAGGAGAGCCAUGUGCUGCCCUCCGAGACCAUGAUGUCCCUCGACGACUCCGGGAGAACGGUCGUGCUGCCCCUCACUAACCUGAGUCGGGAAGAUGCUGGGAACUACAGCUGCAAAUACUGCAAGAAAGACGACCCCUCGAGGUGCUCACCAGCCAGUUACCUUUCUCUUGUGGUUGGAGGAAAUUUAUCCAAACCUUUCUUCUCGGGCCAAAUGAGGCGUGCGGUGAGCCCAGGAGCCAACGUUACUCUGGAGUGCGUGAAGGGGCGCCACACAGCUGCACCCGUGAAGUUUGUUCUGUUGAAGGAAGGGACUCCAGAGUUUGUCGAGAGUCACACGUCUACUGGGGCCGUGGCUCAGUUCCACCUUGGGCCCGUCAAAGCCAUGGACAGCGGGAACUACAGCUGCGUGUACUACCAGACAGAGGCCCCGUUCUCCGCCUCCCUGCCCAGCGCAAGCUUAGAGAUACAGGUGACAGGUGUCGCGUCAAGUUCCGCCGAGGCGAACCUCAUCCUCCUGGGUCUGGCCGCCGUAUUUCUGGUCCUUCUGGAGCCUUCCCUGGUUGAAGCCUAGCCUAGCCAGAAGAGUCUCCGUGUGGGUCCAACUCAAACACCUGAGCGCCUCUUUUUCUUUUGGGGGUGUGG